ACCUUGAUGUCGUGAUGCUCCUCAUGCCCUUGUGCAUGGUGCACAUAUGCCUCACAUACCAUUGGAGGGCUGGCCAUGCCGAAUAUGGUUUUGUUCAAUCCUUGAUGCGAUAUCCUCAUUUUACGAUGUUCUUGCAUCAAGGAUGAGCUAUUUUUCGGAGUGGCCGAUGGAUGCGGAGCGGUUGCGGAGACUCGUCAUCAUCUGACGCCGUACGACGGCGAACGGAGAGAUAAGUCGGCUGCGUGUUGGAAUGGGAAGGAGCCGGGACGGGAGACGGGGCUUGGUAGGUACCGUCAAAACGAAGCACAUGGAGACACCAGAUACGAAGAAGAACCGUAUCCAUAUGAAUUAUCAAUUCGAUGACACUGAACUAUAAAAUACCCCGUCUUCGAUACGUUCCUCUCCUGUCGCCUGACCAGUCUCUCGGCCCCCCUUAGCAAGCCAAACGCCCUCUUCGCCGUCCAAGUCGCCAAGUCGUCGCCCGACAAAGUCAAGCCAGAGUCAAGACAAGACAAACAUGCCGAACCAAGGUGACGACGCUAUCAUACAGGGACUUGCGGAGGCAAACCGCGAUGAGUACGAGGCAGAGAAGAAGAUGACCCCGACCGAUUCGCUCGACCAGCACUCUUUAACUGCUGGCCAGGUCGACAAUGACUUGCCCGCGCCCACCAAAGAGGACAGGCUUACCCUCCGACGGGUCUCCGGCCGUCUUAACUGGAACACCUAUCUGAUCGCCUACGUGGAAUUAGCCGAGCGCUUCUCGUACUACGGCACGGUCAUCGUUUUCACCAACUUCAUCCAGCAGCCGCUCCCACCAAAUUCCAAGACUGGUGCCGGCGGUGCAGAUGGCCAGAGUGGAGCACUUGGCAUGGGCCAACAAGCCUCCACCGGCCUUACGACCUUUAACUCCUUCUGGGCAUAUGUCACUCCGUUGUAUGGUGCUUACCUUGCUGACACGUAUUUCGGACGUUUCCGCACGAUAUGUGGGGCAAUAGGAGUUGCUAUUGUCGGACACAUCCUCCUAAUAGUUUCAUCGCUCCCACCAGUCAUUGCACAUCCUCAUGGUGCACUUGCAUGUUUCUGCAUUGCUCUGGUCAUUAUGGGCGCAGGCACAGGUGGUUUCAAGAGUAACAUCUCUCCACUCAUUGCGGAGCAGUAUACGCUCAAGACGCACGUCCGUACGAAGAAAUCCGGCGAGCGCGUAAUCGUCGACCCGAACAUGACAUAUGCGCGCAUAUACAUGUACUUCUAUCUUUUCAUCAAUAUUGGUUCGCUCGUCGGGCAGCUCGGCAUGACCUACUCUGAGAAGUAUGUCGGAUUCUGGCUUGCGUUCCUUCUCCCGACAAUUGUCUUCCUCACUGCGCCAUUGGUCAUGUUGUACGGGCGAAAUCGCUACGUGCGCACUCCUCCACAAGGAUCUGUGCUUCCUGCUUCUCUUCGCGUUUUCCGCACAGCCGCCAAGGGUCGCUGGUCCUGGAAUCCAUUCACUACCAUUCGCAACUUGAAGGCGCCAGGCUUCUGGGAUCGUGCCAAGCCAACUAACUACGUGAAAGAGCACGGUGGUUCGGAAAGUGUGCGACCGGGUUGGAUGACCUGGGACGACAAGUGGGUCGAUGAGGUCCGAAGAGGCUUCAAGGCGUGCGAGGUGUUCAUUUGGAUCCCAAUUUACUGGCUCACAUACAACCAGUUGAACAACAACCUUACCUCCCAAGCUGCUACCAUGAGCACACAUGGUCUACCCAACGACGUACUAAGCAACCUCGACCCCUUCGCACUCAUCAUCUUCAUCCCCAUCUGCGAUCUCUUCAUCUACCCGGCCCUCGUACGCUACGGUAUCCGCUUCACCCCGCUCAAACGCAUCACAGCUGGGUUCUUCACUGGCGCAGCCGCGAUGGUCUGGGCAGCUGUCGUACAGCACUAUAUCUACAAAACCAACCCAUGUGGAUACAGUGCAGCGACGUGUAAAGAUGCCGAUGGUAACGCACUCGUCUCUCCUCUCAACGUCUGGAUCCAAACAGGUUCAUACGUCCUUAUCGCGUUCUCCGAGAUCUUCGCCAGCAUCACAAGUCUCGAAUACGCAUUCACGAAAGCACCGAAGAACAUGCGGUCUGUCGUUAUGGCUAUUAACCUCUUCAUGAGCGCUAUUUCGAGUGCACUCGGAGAAGCGUUUGUUAGUCUAUCGACUGAUCCACUUUUGGUGUGGAAUUACGGUGUGAUGGGCGUACUUGCGGCUGUUGCGGGCGUUGGGUUCUGGUUAACGUUUAGGCAUUUGGACGCUGAUGAGGAGAGGUUGAAUGAGUUGAAUGAGGAGGAGGGUGGGGAUCUUGUUGCGGAACGUCAUGUUGAUGAGAAUAGGGAGAAGGAUUGAGGUUGAGAUGACUUGUGCUUGUUCUCACUUUAUUUGGGCGAUUACUUUGGGGUAUUCGUUUAUUCGCUUGCUUGCUUGUACCUUCCUUUCUCCAGCUUAUCGUUCCCUUCCCAUUGUACUAUCCCUUUGUCCCACCUAAAACAAAUCAUUACGACUUGCUCCUGAGAAGCAUAAUGACUCUGCCUGUCUAAUUGUCUUCUUCCGACUUCUUAACAUUUUGUGAUGGAGUACGAUUACGAGUACUUACAAGUGUACUUCUUGUAGAGUAGUUAUAAGAUGAGUCCUUUUUGACCUGACUCUCGCAUUGUG
Messenger RNA from Fomitiporia mediterranea MF3/22, 2677 nucleotides. RefSeq names its product PTR2-domain-containing protein. Gene Ontology annotation, cellular component: membrane. The transcript has 7 exons. The record is from RefSeq and is a predicted model, not a curated record. Lineage: Eukaryota; Fungi; Basidiomycota; Agaricomycetes; Hymenochaetales; Hymenochaetaceae. Gene Ontology annotation, biological process: oligopeptide transport; transmembrane transport. The coding region runs from base 518 to 2368 and encodes 616 amino acids. Gene Ontology annotation, molecular function: dipeptide transmembrane transporter activity.